Molecule: messenger RNA, 1683 nt
Organism: Rotaria sordida
Lineage: Eukaryota; Metazoa; Rotifera; Eurotatoria; Philodinida; Philodinidae
Source: the annotation of a GenBank genome assembly
AUGCACACCGUUUUUCGAAUUGAUGAAAUUCGACAAGUUGACAAAAAAUGUCCACUUUACCAAGUGGACCUUAAACUUACGUCGGAUGAUGAUCAACAACUUCGUCGAUUAACCGAUCGAAUACGACAAGAAACAUCGGGCAGCACCGGGUGGCAUAGAAUGGGUCAAUUGCUGCUCAAAAUUGGUCAAUUUGACAAGGCCGAAGAAUUAUAUACAGCACUACUAGAACAGGCAUCCAACGACAGUGCUAAAGCAUAUAUCUAUAACCAGCUUGGAGAGAUGAAAAAUGGCAAAGGGCAAUAUACAGAAGCAGCUUCAUUUUAUGAAAUGUCUCUCGAAAUUUAUCGAAGAACUCUCCCGGAAGAUCACCUUUCAUUAGCUAAUAUCUACAACAACAUCGGUCUCGCAUAUUACAACAUGGGUGACUACUCGAAAGCAGUGGAAUUCCACAAAAAAACAAUUAAAAUAAAAGAAAAAACUUUGUCUCCCGAUGACCCGGAUUUAGCUCUGUCCUACAACAACAUCGGUGGAGUGUAUAACAACAUGGGUGACUACUCGAAAGCACUUGAAUUUUACGAAAAAUCAUUUAAAAUAAGAGAAAAAGCUCUGCCUCCGAAUCAUCCCGAUUUGGCUCAAUCCUACAACAACAUCGGUGGAGUGUAUAACUACAUGGGUGACUAUUCGAAAGCACUUGAAUUUUACGAAAAAGCACAUAAAAUUCUCGAAAAAGCUCUGCCUUCGAAUCAUCCCGAUUUGGCUAUUUUCUACAACAACAUCGGUCAAGUGUAUAACAGCAUGGGUGACUACUCGAAAGCACUUGAAUUUUACGAAAAAUCAUAUAAAAUCUACGAAAAAACUCUGCCUUCGAAUCAUCCUCAUUUGGCUACUUCCUACAACAGCAUCGGUCAAGUGUAUAACAACAUGGGUGACUACUCGAAAGCACUUGAAUUUUACGAAAAAUCAUUUAAAAUAAGAGAAAAAGCUCUGCCUCCGAAUCAUCCCGAUUUGGCUCAAUCCUACAACAACAUCGGUGGAGUGUAUAACUACAUGGGUGACUAUUCGAAAGCACUUGAAUUUUACGAAAAAGCACAUAAAAUCGACGAAAAAGCUCUGCCUCCGAAUCAUCCCGAGUUGGCUACUUCCUACAACAACAUCGGUGCAGUGUAUAAGAACAUGGGCGACUACUCAAAAGCACUUGAAUUUUACGAAAAAUCACAUAAAAUCUUCGAAAAAGCUCUGCCUUCGAAUCAUCCCUCAUUGGCUACUUCCUACAGCAACAUCGGUGAAGUGUAUAACGACAUGGGUGACUACUCGAAAGCACUUGAAUUUUACGAAAAAUCACAUAAAAUAAGAGAAAAAGCUCUGCCUUCGAAUCAUCCCCAUUUGGCUACUUCCUACAACAACAUCGGUGCAGUGUAUAAGAACAUGGGUGACUACUCGAAAACACUUGAAUUUUACGAAAAAUCACAUAAAAUAAGAGAAAAAGCUCUACCUUCGAAUCAUCCUGAUUUGGCUAAUUCCUACAACAACAUCGGUCUUGUGUAUGGCAACAUGGGUGACUACUCGAAAGCACUCUCAUUCUUAGAAAAGGCACUUUCUAUCUUGCAAAAAUCACUUCCACCUAACCAUCCUUAUAUUAUAAUGGUCACAAACUCAAUUAACAAUGUAAAAAAGAAAAUGUAA